Molecule: messenger RNA, 2952 nt
Organism: Cyclocybe aegerita
Lineage: Eukaryota; Fungi; Basidiomycota; Agaricomycetes; Agaricales; Hemipholiotaceae
Source: the annotation of a GenBank genome assembly
AUGUCAUUUUCGGGCACACCGUUAGGUCAAGGCAGACGUCUCGAUCACAACACUUUUCUAGGGAAACCCCCAUCCACCGGUGCCGUUCCACCUUCAUACGCUUACGGAGCACCGACACUUGGCUCUCGAUCGCCGCCAAAGCCCACAUCUCCUUCGCGAGACGGAGGAAGACAUCCAGACGAGGAGAACGAACCCGCACUCGCUCGCUUUGCCCGCCUCAAACAACGAGAAUCAGCACUCGACCCCGCACAUCGUCCCGGCGCACCGAAGAUCAUUACAUCACCCAAUCCAGAGCAUUGGUCUGUCAAGGAUACAUCAGUGAAGAUUGCAACUGCCUUCAGCCAAGCAGCCAACGGCGACAUGAGCGCUUCCUACAACCACAACAACUCUUGGGCCUCGACCUCCCGAACCAACGUCGUACCUCGUAGCACGUCCGUUGAGUACGAGGCCAGUGCACCAACAACUAUCAAUCGCAAGCUUGCCCCUCCUCCGGACAGGUUCAACCGCAACCCCAAUGGUGUCCGGAAACCGCUUUCCAAGACCACCUCAAUACGGCACGUGCCCGACUCUGAGGGAGAAGAAGACUCGGUGGGAGCCAACGGACGGGGAAAGAGCCCUUUCGAACAAGGCGUAAAUUUCGCUAAACAAGCUUUAAGCGCAGCGGCCUUCUACGUUCGCCAGCGCUCUCAUGAACCCGAGGAGACAUCUGGAGAGCAACGUUCCGUGAACGGAACCAACAAUGGCAACGACUCUAGCUACGACUACGCAGCGGAGGAGACGGCCUUCCAAUCGCAGAAGAAAACCGCUGCCGCUCAUAAACGCAACCGCAUGUCAACGGACAACAAGGCGUACAAGCCUUCUGCCUCGAGCGAAGAGGAAUCGGAAUUAUCAGAGGGAGGAAAGACGAAGAGGAGGAGGAGGAAGAUGAAAAAAGGGCCUUUAGGUGGGCCGUUAACGAGUUUGCCCACGUUUGGUGCCGACAAGAGGAGGAAGAAGAAGGGACGAGCUUCGAAGGGCAACAUCGGUGGUCCUGAAGGAGAAGAAAGUGAAAGCGAGGAAGAUAACACGCAAGUGGAAAACCAAUCUCAAACAUCACAACAACGAAACUCUGUGCUUCGCACAACCAACCCUCCACAAUCUCGCGCGUCCGUAUCGCGACUAUCACAAGAACCAUCUCUGCAGCAUGACCCAGAUGAUUCCUUGUUGUCCGCUGAGCAAGGUCUCCACUCUAUUCCCGAAGUAGAAGAGGAACUCCUUACCGCAGAACCAGUCCGCGCGUCAUCACAGCAACGCCGCGGUCGUUCACGUACACCAGCACCUUAUGCGCAACCCUCAGCACCCUUCUCUAUUGGUGGCCUCUUGGGCAGGAUCGUCCACGUCGUCAUCAAGCUAUUCGUUUGGUUCUUCUCUGGCAUGCUUUCCUUCCUGAGCAUGCUUACCUUCCUAUUUGGGCAAGUGUUCGGGACGACCUUCGACGUGAUCCUCCGGCGACCAGCAGCAUGGGCACGAGGAGCAGGUCCAUUGCUGAAGUAUUUGGUGCCUGGCCUUGUUCUUGUUGCGUCAUGGUAUGCCCUUCAAAGCAUCCCUAUCGCCUCCUACAUCCCAGAGUUAUCUUUCCCAUCUCGAUCGCCUACAUAUCAGUCGCCCGGAGUCCCACCCGUCGAUAUCGCUGACUUCUCAGAGCGUCUCCUACGCGUCGAGAAAGUCCUUACCGGAUUGUCUGCCACUACGGAGCAGGUGAAGGCCAGAUCGGAGGACGGGGACAAGAACUUUUCCAAGCUGCGGAGUCUGUUGAAGUCCCUGGAAGACAGACUUGAGGUGGAGACCAACAAAGUUCGCGAUGCGGAAGCGAAGUCGAGGGACGCGGUCCGCAAGUCGAUCAAUGGCGUUAAACAUGAUGUCGAAAUCCUCCAGGCGCAGCUUACCGCCCAACAGAAACAAGAUCAGAAGACACCAGGCGAUAUCACUGACGAGGAAGCUCGUGCUAAACUUAAUGCAUUGGAGAAGCGAGUUGGUGGGGUAGAAGGAGACGUCAAGGAAGCGUUGGAGUUGGGCAAGAAAGUCGCCACAGCGCCUCCUCCAGCAGCUGCACCAACGGUCCCAGGAGCCGCCUGGUGGAACAAGCUAGCAACUGGUGCUGGCUCCAAGACAGGUCUCCAGAUCAAAUCGUCGGAUGGACAAGACGUGACAGCCCUCAUCUCGCACCUCGUCGACAAUGCAGUGACUAGGGUGGGCAAGGACGGCAUCGCGAAGGCGGACUACGCGAUGCAUUCAGGUGGCGCACGGGUUGUCCCGUCGCUGACAUCGCCCACGCUCGAGAUCAAGCCGAACGGAUUCACUGCACAGGUGAUGAGCCUCUUCACUGGGUCAGGGUCCGCCAUUGGACGCAUGCCUGUGGUCGCUCUGCACCCCGACUCGCACAACGGACUCUGCUGGCCCUUCGCUGGCCAACAAGGACAGCUAGGUGUCGCGCUCGCAGCCCCGGUUUUCGUGGAGGAAGUGACGGUCGACCACCUGUCGAAGGAUGUCGCGUACGAUAUGCGCAGCGCCCCUCGCGAGAUGGAAGUCUGGGGCAUGGUUGAGGGCAAGGACAACAUCGGGCGGCUCAAGGCGUGGAAGGAUGAACGUGCGACACGCAAAGAGAUGGGUCAGGUCGACGAGUACGAAAGCGUGGUCUACCCCAAGACGCUGCCGAAUCAUCCCGAGUACAUCCGCCUCGCAAACUUCACGUACGACAUCCACGCACCGCAGUAUGUGCAGACGUUCCCUGUGGACCCGGAGAUCAAGGCCCUGGGAAUUGACUUUGGCAUCGUCGCGCUCCGGGUGUUGAAUAACUGGGGACGGGACGAGUAUACGUGCCUCUACCGGUUCAGAGUGCAUGGUCAACGGAUUGGUGAAAUUCCCGAGCCCUAUUCCGGACGUGUCGAGGAUGGGUCUGACGCCUCAUCAUAA